Durusdinium trenchii is the source of this 2180-nucleotide messenger RNA. The record is from the annotation of a GenBank genome assembly. Lineage: Eukaryota; Dinophyceae; Suessiales; Symbiodiniaceae.
AACCCUGACAGUUUCAUCACAGCACUUAAGCAAAAUGAGUACUGUGCAUCCAUGCAUCCUCUCGUUUUGAGGAACGGUUUGCUAGCUGCUAUGAGAAGGGGGGGUCAAUGGUAACACAAGAAGAACAUACCAUGUGGCAUGCAUUUGCACAUAAAAAUGUCUUUGUACUGUAUGUCUUUGUAGUUGGAACCACUCGCCCGGCUGGCAGCACACUGAAUUCAAGAUUUCCUAGCCUUUGUAGCCAGUGCUGCUGGUACGACGUAAAGAAGGCCAAAUAUGAACGGAACAUCUUCCAUGAUGAGCCCCAUGAGCCCGAGUCAGAAGAAGGCCAAGGACAAUUUGAUUGGCGCAAUCAAGACCAAGGCAGUGCCAUUGGUGGAACUCAGAUCGCCACCAGCCUUGGGACGAGGAUAUGGGGUUACCUUUGUCCUGAAAGCUGUAGCAGCUGAGCUGGGAGCUCCUCUCCUGGGAGUGGCAACGGCCCUUGAGUGUCAUGACAAGUCCAGCGAUGGACAGGGACAAGCCAUCAAACGAUUGUACUCUGCAACUGUGGCGUCACUCGAGAAGCAUGGGGUGGCUGUUAUUGAUGACUUGGAUUUGGCCUGUGAUCCUCGUUCUGUGCGUCGAUCACGAACUCUUGUUGGCGACAUCAAGGGUUCUGGGGAUAUUUUCAACUGGGAAGUCGCACCAUCACCUGCGAUGCUUCUGAAGGCUUUGAGCGAUGCUGCAAGCUCUGCUGGCGGGGUGAUUGUCUUUUCUUCUGUUGAAGAUGCUCAUUUGGCCUUCAUCAAGGCUCCGUUGACUAUUACCCUGGAAGAGUCAACGGUGGAAGACUAUGCGGCGGUGCUGAAUGCAAUGUCAGCGAAGCAAGUGGAUGCAGAAGCUAUUUAUGCAUUGCAUUCUCAGCUGUCUCCAGCAGACCUCAAAGCCAGUGCAGCGCGAGUACUGUCUAAAGGGGAGAUCUCAACAAAGGCAUUGGUCUCAUCCAUCAGAGAUGAGCUUGUCUCAGUAUCUGCUGUGGCUCCUGAAGAGGUAGAGCCUGUAGAUUUGGCAGAAUUCCCAGGACUUGAGAACAUCAAGGAAGAGUUGGAGCGCAAUGUCCUCUUUCCAUUGGAAAAUCCAGACAAGGCCAAACAGUUUGGUCUGACGCCAAAGCGCGGCGUCUUACUUCACGGACAGCCUGGAACUGGAAAGACCACAGUGGGACGAUGGCUUGCCAACCGCCUGAAGGGCAAAUUCUUCCUGGUACGUGAGAUGAUGGUUCAGGCUGACAUCAUCAAGGUCUUUGCCGCAGCUCAAGCCGCUGCUCCCGCUGUGGUCUUUAUCGAUGAUGCAGACAUUGUCAUUGGUGGCUGGCGACCCCUUGAUGGACAUCGUGGCUCUGACGUUUUCCGAUUCCUACUCGGUCGUAUGGAUGGCUUGACAUCACGUGGCAAACGACAAAGGGAAAAUGGUGACGUGGUGGUGAUCUUGACGGGGCAGAAUGUUCAUUGGAUGGCAGACAUGCUUCUCCGAAGUGGCCGCAUUGAGCUGUGGUUGAAGACCAAACUGCCAGAGCCAAGACAGAAGAGAGAGAUUCUCAAGAAGUACAUCAGGGAAGAUCCAGGAGCUCUGGAGCUCUUGGGAAAGAAUCGUGAAGUGCCGAAUGUCCAAUCUGCAGCUCAGGCCAGUGAUAGCUUUUGUUGCGCGGACCUGCGGCGAGUGGUCAGCGAUGCCAAGAUGCUAGCGGCAUGGGAUCGCUCUUCUCAGAAGACUCCUUUGGAGGGUUCAGUGUACCUGGAAAAGGCUGCAGAACGGGUGCGUAGCAUGCAGGAUGAGGUCAAAUCCACAACAAGAAAUCUCUACGGCUAGGGUAACUGUGGUCAGUCUUCACUUGCACAACCAUGGCAAAAGCCAUUGGAUGCUGCAUUUGAGAUGCAUCAAGAUGGGCUGAAGUGUGGUUGCCAAGACCAAUUCGUGUCGAUUCAAUUUUCGGGUUUGUGUGCAACUGCUGCACAGCAGCCAUGACGGCAUCAAGAUGAUCGCAAUGUCUCUUUCGUUCUUGCACAGCGCGUUUUGUCAGAGUUUCCAUGCCAAACAGAAAGGCAUGAAGAUUGAGGAAAGAAUGGCCUGCUUUCCACAUGUUCCGCUCAACAGCCAGCCUGGAUAGCAUUCUUUCAGGUUUUCUUUGAGGUAGGUGG